AUGGCGCCGUCCUCAGAAACUCCUCGCCUCACACCAAGCGAUUUCCUCGCCCAACUCACAACCCUCUUCACCAGUACAACCACCGCAAACCACGGCUCCGUCUUUCUCACCCAAAAAGCCCUCUUCGGCGCUCCCUCGCCAGAUACCGACACCGCAAUGACCAGCGAUACAUCAGCCGCGCCAAAGAUAUUAGUGCGAGCCACGAACGGCGCCGCAACCCCCAAAACCCACCACACCAAAACCCAAGCGAGGAAGUUGGAAGGAAAGAAGGUGAAGAUCAGUACAGUGAUUGAGGCAAGCGAGGCGGAAGAGUUCUUUGCGAAACUUGCCGAGACGUGCAAAACAAGCAUGACCGGUCUCAGGAAGAGGGAAAGGAAGCCCAAGAAGAAGGGUGGGAAGAAGAAGGCCGGUGGGAAAUGA
This is a messenger RNA of Cyphellophora attinorum, 420 nucleotides long. RefSeq lists its product as uncharacterized. Lineage: Eukaryota; Fungi; Ascomycota; Eurotiomycetes; Chaetothyriales; Cyphellophoraceae. Gene Ontology annotation, biological process: SRP-dependent cotranslational protein targeting to membrane. Gene Ontology annotation, molecular function: endoplasmic reticulum signal sequence receptor activity; 7S RNA binding. Gene Ontology annotation, cellular component: signal recognition particle, endoplasmic reticulum targeting. The transcript has a single exon. The coding region runs from base 1 to 420 and encodes 139 amino acids. The record is from RefSeq and is a predicted model, not a curated record.